This is a messenger RNA of Tyto alba (common barn owl), 2805 nucleotides long. RefSeq names its product LHFPL tetraspan subfamily member 4 (gene LHFPL4). Gene Ontology annotation, molecular function: GABA receptor binding. The record is from RefSeq and is a predicted model, not a curated record. Gene Ontology annotation, biological process: gamma-aminobutyric acid receptor clustering; sensory perception of sound. The coding region runs from base 212 to 880 and encodes 222 amino acids. Lineage: Eukaryota; Metazoa; Chordata; Aves; Strigiformes; Tytonidae. Gene Ontology annotation, cellular component: plasma membrane; inhibitory synapse; postsynaptic membrane. The transcript has 4 exons.
GGGCGCAGAGGCGGCAGCCAAGAUGGCGGCGCGGGUGGCGCAGGGGCAGGCAGCCCGCGGGCGCGCCUAGGCCGCGGGGGCCCCCCCCCCUUCCCCCCCCCCCCCCCAUCCCGGGCGGGCUCCCCGCCGUCGCGGUCCCCCCCCCCCCUCCCCUUCCCCUUCCCCCCUCCCCUUUCCCCCCCCUUCCCCCAGCAGCGCGGCGGCCGGCAGGAUGCUGCCCUCGCAGGAAGCCUCCAAGCUCUACCAUGACAACUACGUGCGGAACUCGCGCGCCAUCGGCGUGCUCUGGGCCAUCUUCACCAUCUGCUUCGCCAUCAUCAACGUGGUGGUCUUCAUCCAACCCUACUGGGUGGGCGACAGCGUCAACACGCCCAAGCCCGGUUACUUUGGGCUGUUCCACUACUGCGUGGGCAGCGGGCUGGCGGGCCGGGAGCUGUCGUGCCGCGGCUCCUUCACCGACUUCAGCACCAUCCCCUCGGGCGCCUUCCAGGCCGCGGCCUUCUUCGUGCUGCUCUCCAUGGUGCUGACGCUGGGCUGCAUCACCUGCUUCGCCCUCUUCUUCUUCUGCAACACCGCCACCGUCUACAAGAUCUGCGCCUGGAUGCAGCUGCUGGCAGCGCUCUGCCUGGUGCUGGGCUGCAUGAUCUUUCCUGACGGCUGGGAUGCAGAGACCAUACGGGACAUGUGCGGGGAGAAGACGGGGAAGUAUUCCCUGGGCGACUGCUCCGUGCGCUGGGCUUACAUCCUGGCCAUCAUCGGCAUCCUCAACGCCCUCAUCCUUUCCUUCCUGGCCUUUGUCCUCGGCAACCGGCAGAACGACCUGCUGCACGAGGAGCUCAAGACAGAGAGCAAAGAUUUUGUCGGCACUGCGAGGAUAUAAGGCCGAGCGCCCGCAGCAGGACCCUCUUCCCACGGCCGGCAGCCCGGGCGCUCCCUCCCUGUCCCCCGCCCUUCGUCUGCUGCCAGCGGCCACGCGGCGUCCCGUGCUGCCCCCCGGGCCCCGCCGCCCACGCCGGGGACGCGCCGGCCACUCACCGCCUCCACAGCCACCUCCAUGUCCACGCCGGUGCCGCCAUCCCACGCACCCCGCCAGCUCCGCAACCCCUGCCGCCCGUGGGCCGCCGCCGGGGGAGGAUGCCCCAAACCCGCUUCGUUCGAGAACAGCGUCCAACUGCGGUUUUGUUUCAAGGAAAAAAACAAUCUCAGAGUUUUUAACAGAUUUCUACAUCCCCAGGACUCCCGACCCGCUGCCUCCCACCUGAACGCGCGCCCAGUGAUGCCCCGUGCCAGCUGCUCCGGGCCCCGGCCCCCUCCCCGCUCCCAUUUUGUACAGCUCCGUCAUCCUGUCUCCACAGCCGGGGGACCCAGCAGCCGGGACGGGGCCCAACCCCUACUUUUACGUGUAAAUUCAUAUUCUCUAAACAGGGUAAAGUGACUCGAGCUCCCUCGCCCCCCACCCCAGGACAUGGUGUUUCCCCGCACGUGGCCCGGGGCCGCAGGCUGCCGCUUGCUCCCCGCCAGCACGGGGACCGCAGGGGCCUCGCUGCUGCCGGCCGCUGGGACACCCGACUCGUGCCGCCGCUGAAUGUAAGCCCUGGUAAGUGGGAGCAGCUGAACAUGCAAAACCCCCCAAGGCAGGUGCAGGAGGACACCCCCCACCCCCCCCCUCCGGCAGCCCCCUCCCCGAGCUGGCCGCGGGCUGUUGCCAAACGCCUUCCCUCCCAUCCCCAUACGGUGCUUUAUCUCCACUGGUGAUGGCAAGGCUCUCCCUGCCACACCGUGGCCAGGGGGGGACCUGGGAACCUCUGUGCCCACCCCGGCAUCCUGGCUGUGGCCCCUGGCCGCACCUCGCUGGCCCGUGGUGAUGGCCCGUGGGGAGCCAGCGGCUGCUGCCCGGGGCAGAGCUUGAGCCCGGCAGCCUCUGAGCACGACCCAGCCUCAACCGUGCACACACACACACCCCCACACACCCCCAGAGCACCCCGAGAGCCGCCACCAACACCCUCCCCGGCACCGGCGGCCACAGCCCGGCUGCGGCUCCGCUGGCCAGACCAGUGUGUGUGGGGGCCCCUGGGGGGGCUCAGGUCGCCGCAGCCCUUGCAAUGCAAUAAAGUCCUCAGCACCGGCCGCGUCUCAGUGCGAGUAGCCGGGGGCUGUUUGCAGGGCCCCGGGCAGGGCAGGGCCCUCAGCUCCCCCCGGGGAAGCGACAGGCCAGGGGCUCGUGGGGGGGCCCUGGCAGGGCCGGACCCGGGCGCGGGGAGCAGAGCGGGAGCACGGCCCUGGGCUGAGGAGCCGCUGGCAACGGGGCAGGGCCACGGCGCGGGGAGGCUGGCAACCGAGGGCUCUGCAGGGACCAUCGCCCAGCCCGGCGAGCCGGGGUGCCCGGGGCUGGCGGGAGCGCAGGUAAGUCGUGCCCCGAGGCCCUGCGGGGCGGCGGCGAGGGACGGAGCUGUGCCAAAACACCGGCUGGAAGCCAAAGUCACCCGGGAUGGCGUAGGUGCCGGUGCUCCUGCCUACAGCCUCGCCAGCCCCGAGCCUGGCCGUGCCCGCGUCCCUCCGGCAGCCACCUCCCUGGAACGGGGCCGGCAGGGAACCCCAUGCCCGGCCCCGGCAGCGCCCGGGUCUUGCCAGCUUGUGAGUGCUGUUGCCGGCUGAAUUGGAAAAAAAAAAAAAAAAAAAAAGAAAAAAAAAAAGAAGAAAAUCAGUGGAGAAAGGAAUACAGUAGCUGUAAUAUAUCUGUAUUUUAGUACAAAGUUUGAUACGGUGUUUCACAAAACCUUAUUGAAAAAUAUAAUUCAAACCAGA